Zalophus californianus (California sea lion) is the source of this 2008-nucleotide messenger RNA. It is a transcript of the gene CDC42EP2, whose product is annotated as CDC42 effector protein 2. The coding region runs from base 832 to 1476 and encodes 214 amino acids. The record is from RefSeq and is a predicted model, not a curated record. The transcript has 2 exons. NCBI's taxonomy places the organism in Eukaryota, Metazoa, Chordata, Mammalia, Carnivora, Otariidae.
ACGACCCUGAGAUAGUGACCUGAGCCAAACCAAGAGUCAGACGCUUAACCGACUGAGCCACCCAGGUGCCCCAGAAAUGGAAUCUUCCAGACUAUGCUUUUGCAUUUUCUUCUCUCCCUCGGCAAUGCCUUGUGCAAAUCCCUCCAAAAUGUGUUCUGACUGCGAUGUUUAAAUGAGGAUGAGAGGAGGGUGGGUGCAAUGAUUAAAUGAGAUGUGUUUGCAAGGAACUCAGCAAAAUGCCAGGCACAGAGCAGAGCCCCCCAAGAUAUUUGUACCCUCCACUCCAUCUAACACUCAGGUGCUGGGUGGGGUGGAGGGACAGCAACUACGUCAGACUCGGUCCGGCAGCUAGAAACUGCUAACCCGGAGGAAAAAGGGGGAACUCCGAUGUGACCCCACUUCCAGGUGGAACGAGAUUGGGCCGAUCAGAAGGUGUCUACAUUCGGCCCUGUUGGCUGAACACCUGCCGCGUGUCCAGGCCUGGCACAGACAGCUCCUCAGUCCCCGGGAGACACUCACGAGGACAAGACUGGAGAGCGUUGCUACCUGCGAGACCUCCACCUUGCGGCUGCUAAUUUUCCAGAGCGUUUUCGACUCUUUCGGGAGAAAGUACUUUUCCGUUGUCUCAGCCCUCUGACUUCAUUGAUCAUUACUCUUUCUUUUUCUCAUCCCUCGGGCCAACUUUGGUCACACCCCACCCGGCAGUCUUCGCCCUUCGGCGAGGUCUUGGUGUCUCUGGCCAGGGCGGUGAGAGGAGGUAGCAGGAGGCCGCGGUCCCCACGGCUGCACCGUCCCCAGCGCCGGCAGCCAGGCCUGGGUGCUGAGGUCACGAUGUCCACCAAGGUGCCCAUCUACCUGAAGCGCGGCAGCCGCAAGGGCAAGAAGGAGAAGCUACGGGACCUGCUGUCGUCGGACAUGAUCAGCCCGCCGCUGGGGGACUUCCGACACACCAUCCAUAUCGGCAGCGGCGGGGGCAGCGACAUGUUCGGUGACAUCUCCUUCCUGCAGGGCAAGUUUCACCUCCUGCCAGGGACGGCGGUCGAGGGACCUGAGGAGGAUGGCGCCUUCGACCUCCCCUUCCAGUUCACCCGCACCGCCACGCUGUGCGGGCGGGAGCUCCCCGAAGGGCCGUCUCCUCUGCUCAAGAAUGCCAUCUCCCUCCCUGUCAUCGGUGGGCCCCAGGCCCUCACCCUGCCCACAGCCCAGGCCCCACCCAAACCCCCUCGCCUGCACCUGGAGACCCCACAGCCUUCCCCACAGCCUUCCCCGCAAGAGGCAGGGAGUGUGGACAUCUGGAGAAUUCCAGAGGCUGGCUCUGCCCACAACGGGCUGACCCCCGAGUCAGGGGCUGAGGAGCCCUUCCUGUCCCAUGCCAGCUCCCUGCUCUCCCUGCACGUGGACCUGGGGCCUUCCAUCCUGGAUGACGUCCUCCAGAUCAUGGACCAGGACCUGGGCCACAUGCAGAUCCCCACGUAGGACCAAGGCUGGCCAGGCCGGGUGCUCAGGAUCGAGCGAAUGCUGGGAGGCAGAGGAGCGAUGCAGCCCUGGUCUAGAAGUCGGGAUUCCCAAGGUCCCACUGUGUGGUCGCUGGCCAGUGAUUUCUUUCUUUGAGCCUUUGUUUCCCUCCUUCCCAGCACCUCCCUAGGGGCAGAGUGUGCCUCAUUGCUUUCCCCUAAAACGCACUAAGGACACCUGCAGAAGUCAGCCCAAAGGGCCCUGAGCAUCUUGGGCCACCUGGACCCCCACCACCAACCGCUCCUCCUUCCCUCACAUCCCUUGGAUGAAGGCUUUGCCAAGAUGGACUCCUCUCUCCACCUUCCUUCUGCCUCAUCCUUGUGGGAUGCCCUGAUUGGGGGGGUUGGGGGGGGUGGAGGCACAGCACAGCCAGCCAGACCUUUGGCUCUGUGUCCUGGACUGAGAACAUGGCAUCGAUGACCGAAUGUCCCUCAGCCCAUCCCCCUCACAUGACCAGGAGAUUCUGGUCGCAAUAAAACUUGCUGCUGCUGGU